Molecule: messenger RNA, 4679 nt
Organism: Pleuronectes platessa (European plaice)
Lineage: Eukaryota; Metazoa; Chordata; Actinopteri; Pleuronectiformes; Pleuronectidae
Product: terminal nucleotidyltransferase 4A
Exons: 12
Coding region: 242-2680 (812 amino acids)
Biological process (GO): RNA 3'-end processing
Cellular component (GO): TRAMP complex; nucleolus
Molecular function (GO): mRNA binding; poly(A) RNA polymerase activity
Source: RefSeq, a predicted model, not a curated record
CUGGCUGAUCCGUGCUGCUGCCUGCGCCAUAUUGGCUGAGUUACAUGGGGAGUGGAGUUGGACAAGCUGCCCGAAAUUAAAGACCGACAAGCAGUCUCCGGGCAUGAAGCACCUCCAGGGUAACAAGUAAAGCAACGCGGCGGUAGGACACCUCUUUUUUUCUCGGGUGCUCAGCGCUUAAUUUGCCGAACAAUUCGCAUUUUAAACCCCGCGAAGAGGCUCUCCGGCCAACUCGAGUCUGAUGGAUCCCAGGACCGCUUGGAUCCAGCCGGAGCAGAAGGGACCUGCCAACUCCCUGUGGAUGCACAUUUGGGAAACCUCUCAGGGAUUUGGAGGCAACUCCGACCUCGACAACCACCUCCACCACCAGCGCAACUUCGCGGCGCAGAAUUCAAACUCCGCGGACUCGAACGGCGAGUAUUGCAAAAAUGUAGCCCCGCUACCGCCGGUGGUUGUGCUCGGGAAACUGCCGAAGCGAGGCGGCAGCGACGGCAGCAGCAGCAGGGGAAGCGUCCGGAGGAAGGGCUCGCUGUCGCCGUCCUCCUCCUCGCUGGACUCAGAGGCCGAGAGCUCGUCUCCCUCCGGCUCUUCUCUGCGGAUCGACAAUUUGAACGUGGCGGAGGAGGCCAGCCGGUUCCUGCACUACGGCGAGCACGAGUUGAACGAGAACAAUCUCCGGCGGCAGUGUCCCCCUCCGCCUUUUCACACUGCUCAGCAGCAGCACCACUGUCGCAGCAUGCAACAGCCGGGCGGCCACACCCCCGCCGGCAUGCAGAAUCAGCAUGGGAACAAGCACCACCACCAGGCGCAUCCAUCCGGGCGCAGGAGGCACCUGAACCGGGCCAACACUUUCCACGGCAUCAACCCGCUGCUGUGCUACGGACACUACGUAGACUCGUCCUGCAGCCUGUGGAAAACCAGGCGAUACAGCCCGGGCGUUAACGGUCUGCAUGAAGAGAUCAUGGACUUCUUCAACUUCAUGUCUCCGCGACCAGAGGAGGAGGCCAUGAGAAGAGAUGUGGUGAACAGGAUAGAAAAGGUCAUCAAGGACUUGUGGCCCACAGCGCGGGUGGAGAUUUUUGGCAGCUUCAGCACAGGGCUAUAUCUUCCCACAAGCGACAUUGACCUGGUUGUGUUUGGAAAGUGGGAUCAUCCUCCGCUGCAGGAACUGGAACAAGCUCUGAAGAAACGCAAUGUGUCCGGCCCAUAUCCCAUCAAGGUCCUUGACAAAGCUACGGUGCCAAUCAUCAAGCUCACAGACCAUGAGACAGAGGUGAAAGUGGACAUCAGCUUCAAUGUAGAAACCGCUGUGAAAGCAGCACAGUUCAUCAAAAGCUACCUGAAGAAGUACACUGUUCUGCCACCGCUGAUCUUCGUCUUGAAGCAGUUCCUACUGCAGAGGGAUCUGAAUGAAGUCUUCACUGGAGGCAUCAGCUCAUACAGCCUUAUCCUAAUGGCCAUCAGCUUCCUGCAGUUACAUCCUAGGAUCGACACGCGUCGUGCCAACAUCAACCUGGGCAUCCUGCUUAUAGAGUUCUUUGAGCUGUACGGCCGUGAUUUCAACUACAUCAAAACCGGCAUCAGGGUGAAGACAGGAGGGGCCUACCUGUCCAAGGAGGAAAUGCUGAAAGCCAUGGGCACUGGAAACAGGCCGUCCAUGCUCUGCAUAGAAGAUCCAAUACAGCCAGGAAACGACGUUGGCAGGAGUUCCUAUGGCGUCCUUCAGGUGAAGCAGGUGUUUGACUUUGCCUACAUGGUGCUGAGUCAUGGAGUUUCUCCUCUCGCUCGUGCUUACCCCAACAAGGAGUAUGACAGCACUUUAGGACGCAUUAUCAAAGUCAGCCCAGAGGUGUUGAUCUACAGGGAGUGGACGAUCAAGAAGUGGGGAGCUAAGCAGUACGCCAAGUUGGAAAACCAUGAUAUAGACACCUGUGAGCAGGACCUUGCCAGGCUUAUGCUAGUUUCUGUGGAGGAUCAGAGGGACAGUUCCUCCCCCCUCAGCGCUGACUCCCCCUCACCCUCCCCAGUCUUCCUCCCCAGCCCUCUGCACCAUUCGUCUUCAUCCUCCGCAUGCUCCCUCUCCUCCUCCUCCGGAAGUGACAUAGAAUCUGAUUCACCCCCAUGCAGCAAUGCUGCUAUCCAACUCCACCCUCUCACCCUGCCCUCACUCCAUCCAGUAAUCCAGAUGACUACUGACCUGAGGGCCACACACCCAGCAGGCUUUAUCAAGGCCACGCCCCAGGUCCAGAUGUCUCUCCCUGAAAGUCUAGCCAUCCCUACCCUCUCCGAUUGCCAGUUCUACCAUGAGAAUCUGCCUUCGAUCAGCGUUGUGCACCGACACGCGUCACAAGCUGCACAGGUCUCCCAGCACAUCAACUCCACAAGCCCUCUCCCCAGCCCGCUCCACCAGCCUCAGGUCGGAGGGCAUCAGAGCCAUACUCACACAUUGAGAUCCAAUUCCCAAAGCUCCAUCGAGCCGCACAAAUUCAGCUUCAAGCACAACCAAGGCGGAAGCCUGCAGAGCCAAAACCACUCUCAAGGCAACUUCACCCCCCAGCAGCGGUUUGUUCCCCAGGGUCACAACACGACACCGUGCUUCAGGAACCAGCAGCACUACAACAGAAACACCUGGCGGCGCAGGAAGAGGGAAGAUCUCCCUGCUCUCAACCAAAGUAGAUGAAAGACUUGGAAGGUGCAGGAUGUGACAUUGCUCUCAUUAGGCCUUUCUCAGCCCAUCACUAGUCUUUCAGUUGAGAAGCCAUGAAUGAUUCAAGAAGCCUAUUUUGAUGUUUUCAGCGGCUCUCAAAACUGCACCAACCUCAUGCUGGAAUUCCCAAGUUGAAGCGAGUUUUACCUAUGAUGUUAAACGACCGAUCUAUGCUCACACCGAUUGAUGCUACAGGGCUAUUUCAGGUGAAGGCUGACUGUAAAACUCUUACCUGUGGUCACUUUGGUCUGAUGGUAGUCAGAGCCCUUCCACUAAAUUUGAUGCACACCAGCACAGAUGUUUUGAACAAGGAAUUACUGUUUCCCAGACAUUCUCCAUGCAACCUGAACAUCUCGUGCCAUAGUACUGAACUGGUUCCUAAAACCCAAUCUCUCGCUCUCGAAGGUUUUGCUCCUUUUCGAUUGAUUCGGGCUCAUUUCGUCCCCUGAAUGGAACUCUCUAUUAGCACGCUCUCGAUUCAGAGCUCUUACGGCUUUGACUAUCAUCUGUGAAUUGUACUCUGGACUGAAGCGAAGCACUACCUUUCUACCUAUGCAGCGCAACGCUGACUUGAUGUUUUUCGGUGUGAAGGCACAAAACCGGACCUUGUCUCAAGUGCUUAAACUGUGAUGACUUGUUUGAAUGUACUAAGUGUUUCUUUUUUGUGUGUGUUGGUCAUAAUCUUAUGUUCUUGUUUUUGUCACAAAGGGAUUUUUUUGUUCACGAUGGCACUACGAUGUUUUUGUACUGUAAACAUUGCCACCUUAUUUUAAGUUUAUUUGCAUUAAUGUGCAAUAAUGAUUCUCUUUUUUUAUUUAAUUUAUUUCACAUUUUAGAUUCAUUUUAGGGGUUUUCCCCCACUAUACAUAUGCUUAUUUUGACUCUAGACUACAUCGAUCUGUGCAAUAGAUGGAAUUAAGGGCCUUGAAGGAAUGUGUGAAUGUGUGUGUGUGUCCAGCUUUCUAGCAGAAGGGGGAGCUGUGGUAUAACAUGAGAAAUGUGCCAAAAAUCCCAUGAUGCCAACAUUUUAUUCAUGUUUAAUUUACGAUGCAUUAUUAUCACUUGAACUUUAGACAACUGCCUGUCCAAAUGUUUUCCCACCACCAUUUCUCAUUUUAAACAUCACUUUUCAUUGUGGGUGCAUUUCCUCUUGAAUAGACUGUAGACUGUGCUGAGGAAAUACACCUUCAGCAGUGUUCACUCAUGCCAUUUUAAAUUUGUUUUCGACAACAGUUGGUGCUACUUAUUACCAGCAAAAUGCUUGUUUUCUGCCUUAUAGCUCCUUUUGAUUCUGCCUUUGUAAAAAAGACCAAAUUUCCCCUUUCCCCCCUGGCUGUAGUGACAGCUUUCUAUCCUCGACUCUACAUGCACUGUCAGGGUUUAUUUGGCUUUACUUUUUACAUGCAGCUUCUAGGUGUAUGCUCCAGGAGCAGAUUCUGCAGUCAGUGAUUGCUAUCAUUAGCAUCAUGUCACAUCGUCUCUUUUUUUAAAUUCAAAACCUGUUUUGUGUAAGGUCCUUACAUGUCGGGGUUUAGUCUCCGUAUUUAAAGUCUAUCUCUAAAAACAAGGUUUCAAAGCUACUUAAUUUACACAGCGAUCCGUACAAGGACUUGAGCUCGGGAUGUCACAGAUUCACCGUUAACCGCAGUUUUGGUGGAGCCAUUAACAAAAGCCAAACUUUGAAGUUAUGUGGUUCAAAAGUCUGAAAAUUAGUAGUAUAACACCCUGGGAACCAAACUUAUGGAUUUGACAUGAUACUGCGGGCAAUAUGCCCUUAGUAUUUCAGUGUGGCUUUUCAACAAGCCGCCUUAAAGGGUAAAUCGAUGGGUGGUUGAAUCUCUUGCCACAAACCAAAUCCCCAGCUCAUAUCUGUGUAACUAAGAAUCUGUCAUUGACUGACAUAUAUAGAUGUAUACCUUGUUUUUUUUAAUGUAAGUUUUUCUAUUUUUUUAAUAAACAUUUUAAAACUCCA